This is a messenger RNA of Fusarium subglutinans, 591 nucleotides long. RefSeq lists its product as uncharacterized. Bases 1 to 591 code for a protein of 196 amino acids. The record is from RefSeq and is a predicted model, not a curated record. The transcript has 2 exons. NCBI's taxonomy places the organism in Eukaryota, Fungi, Ascomycota, Sordariomycetes, Hypocreales, Nectriaceae.
AUGUCUUUCUCUACUCCGCCCACUUUCGAUCACUCUAAAAUUGGUGUUUGCGAUGUUGCUGCCCGCCGCGCCCAUAUGAAGGCAUUCUUUCUUCACCUUGGCCUUUGGGAUGAAGAGAAGGUGAAGACUUAUCGCCAGUUCAGUGAAGAGCAAGCUUGUAAUCUGGUCCAUGUCGCAGGGCAUAUCCAAAUGGGCAACGCGCUUGGCCAAGGCCAUGACUGGCCUUGGAGGAACGAUGGUCUCCCUGACAAGAUGGACGUCACCACUGCCGGCGCCUCUCAGUUCUACCGAGAGUGGCUGCAUCGCAAUUUUGGGGUAUGUGCCGAGGUCCAGCAAAUCAUUGCGACUGGGCAGAUCCUGAACCUCAACGGCCUCCACUCGUAUCGCGACUACAUACCCGCAGACAUUCAUGUCGAAUGUCUCUUCAGCGGGGUCUCCGCGCGAUUCCCCCAUCAUCGUAUCCACACUCUCGACAUCCCAGAGGUACAACGCUAUGUUGUUGCCACUUUGGAGGGCGCGUUCCCGUCGCGUACAAAAUUCUACACCAAUGACGAGAUUCUUCUGCGAACUAAGUAUAAGAUUGUCCGAUAG